AUGCUACUCCCCAUGCUUGUAUCCACCUCAGGUUCGCCCUAUCUUGGGAAUGUCCCCACAAUGGCAGUUCGGGACACCAUAGAAAUUAUCGACGGAGUGCACUCUGGCACAACCCGCUUGUCACUGAAAACGCAGUUGGAGCGCUUCGGGGACAUUGACAUUUGCCACAAGAUCGGAGACCCUCGGGAGGAUACGCCCUGGGUACGGUUUCGUGCAGGGCUUACAUGGGCUUUGAGUCAAUUGAGCUUUUCAAAGGGGAGCGUUGCAAACGCCAGUGAAAUCCAAUGA
Messenger RNA from Durusdinium trenchii, 288 nucleotides. Lineage: Eukaryota; Dinophyceae; Suessiales; Symbiodiniaceae. The record is from the annotation of a GenBank genome assembly.